Drosophila ficusphila is the source of this 2321-nucleotide messenger RNA. RefSeq names its product transmembrane protein 165. The transcript has 7 exons. The record is from RefSeq and is a predicted model, not a curated record. Gene Ontology annotation, molecular function: manganese ion transmembrane transporter activity; calcium ion transmembrane transporter activity. Bases 203 to 1756 code for a protein of 517 amino acids. NCBI's taxonomy places the organism in Eukaryota, Metazoa, Arthropoda, Insecta, Diptera, Drosophilidae. Gene Ontology annotation, biological process: Golgi calcium ion homeostasis; calcium ion transmembrane transport; Golgi calcium ion transport. Gene Ontology annotation, cellular component: Golgi apparatus.
UUCAAAACAAGCCACGUUGUUCAGUACUACUCGACUUUGACUGCUUCGCAACACCUUUAUGAACAGAACAAAAAUAAUUUCUCGCAAUUCAGUCGAAGGCAACGGACACGUAAACGUUUAAAGUACAGCGGAUAGCCCGAACACACAGAUUUGCAUGAGGCAGGAAUAGAGGAGCGAGCGUUCCCAUCCACAGACAGCGAAGAUGUCACAAAAUCAAUCCUACUUCUGGCAGACGACCAGACACAAUGUAUACCUGAAGCGCUCGGCCAAAUGGCACAUGGCGCUGGCCCUCAUGGUGGUGCUCACAUUCGGCACAAUAUGUGCGGCCGAGGCACAACCGGAUAGUGCGGACGAUGCGGUCAUUGAAUCCGGAAUACAAGGCAACCUGGAAAUGCAUGCAGAUUUGAACAAGCCCACGGACCUGAGCUCUUUAGCGGAGAAACCAAAGGAUGAUGCGGAUCGGCCAAAAUCGAGGGGAAACUUCCUCGAUGCGUUCACCGCAUCGAUCUCUGUUAUCCUACUGACAGAGCUAGGAGAUAAGACUUUUUUCAUAGCUGCCAUUAUGGCCAUGCGCCACCCGCGUUUAAUUGUCUUUGGUGGAGCCAUUUCCGCCUUGGCUUUAAUGACGGUACUCUCAUGCUUAUUUGGCUGGGCAGCUAACUUUAUUCCUAAGAUUUAUACGUAUUAUAUCUCAACUGCAUUAUUUUUAAUAUUCGGUUUGAAAAUGCUGUACGAUGGCUACAAAAUGAAGCCGACCGACGCUCAGGAGGAAUUGGAAGAGGUCCAAACUGAUCUGCGCAAGCGCGAGGAUGAGUUGAUGCGCAAGGCCAGCCGAAUGUACGAGGAUGCGGACGCCAAGCGAAAGAACAGCAACUCGGACAAGGAGGAUGCCAGCGAACAGGCGCUCAUCCAUGGGCGCAAUUCCCUUUCCACCGCAACAGGAGCAACCACUGUCGGCGAUUCCGACAUGCAGCACCGCCAGCGAAAGCAGCGCAACCAAAACCACCACAACAACAAUAACUCGACCACCACCACCAACCAUUCUAGUACUAAGCAAAAUAGCUGUGAUAAAACUGGCAACGAUGACGUCGACCACCACGAAUCGGAGGUCUUCCUCAAGGAGGGCGGCCGCAUUGUCGAGCAGCUGAAGAUGAAGUCCUUCCAAAGCAGCCCGGCCCACUCGGCGGCCUCAUCGAACCAGACCGAACAAACGAACUCCAUGGCCGCCUCUACGACCACCGUCGAUGUCCAGCUGGCUGGUCAUCCCACCGAUCCGUCCGCAGGCGGCGCCCCGGAGCCACGUGCUCCGCUGGCCGGACACGAAAGCAUGCAUAGUCUCAAUGGCAGCCUCAACGGGGACUCCGCCGGCAACGCCAAUGGCUCCCUCAAAGCACGGCUGGACCGUGAUGUGAAUGCGGCGCUGGUAAAUGACGCUGAGAGCGGUCGUCGUCGUCCACAAAAACGCGGUGCCACCUACUUCACCAUGCGUAUCCUGGCUCAAGCCUUCACUAUGACCUUCCUGGCCGAAUGGGGCGACCGCUCCCAAUUGACCACCAUUCUCCUCGCCGCCAGCAAGGACGUUUAUGGCGUAAUCACUGGCGGUAUUAUUGGCCACUGCAUCUGCACUGGCCUGGCUGUGAUUGGAGGUCGUCUUGUGGCUUCCAAAAUCUCUGUACGCACUGUCACCAUCGUUGGUGGCAUUGUGUUCAUCGGAUUCGCUGUCUACGCUGUGGCCAUUCCACCGGAUGACAUUUAAGCGAAAACCAUGGAACUCCACACGAGAUCGCCCGUUGACGACCCCACAAUUAAUUGAAGAUUUAGUUAUAGUUAAACUACCCCUAAUACCCUGUUUUCCUCCGAGGAGCAUCAGGCAAGGCGAGGAUUGUAUUGGUUAAUGUAAAGACCAAGCUUAGCUUGCUUGCCAAACAACAGAACGAAACUAAGGAAUAACAAAAGUGCCUUCAGUGCUUUUCGCUUUGGCCAUGACAUACAAAUUUAGUUCACACACAAUGAAUUCUUCUGUUGCCCAAUAGCCAAAUAACCAACGUAACUUUGUCCACAUUUUUAGUAUUGCUUUGAUUCAAACGUUCAGUUUCGGUUUCGUGUUAAGUAUUAAAGAUGAUUGUACAUACGCGUGCUAGUGCGAAGAGGUUGCCUAAUCUCCUCCGGGUUGGAAGCCUCCCACAUCCUUAUUUGCAUAUUUGUUUACGUAGCAGUGUUUACUUAAUAGAAACAACCAAAAUAUAACUUUGUAGAUUUGGUUAUUUAUGCGAUUUUUGUAUGAACAACUUAGUAAAUUGAGCAAAUUAUAAAAAGUUAAA